AAAUAAACUUUCUUUGUUGUGUACAGGUUCUCGUAAACACUGCCUGCUGUGUUUUGAUGUUGGUGGCUAAGCUCAUCCAGUGUAUUGUGUUCGGCCCUCUGCGGGUGAGCGAGAGGCAGCAUCUCAAAGACAAGUUUUGGAAUUUUAUUUUCUACAAGUUCAUUUUCAUUUUUGGUGUGCUGAAUGUCCAGACGGUGGAAGAAGUGGUCAUGUGGUGCCUCUGGUUUGCUGGACUUGUAUUUUUGCACCUGAUGGUUCAGCUCUGCAAGGACCGAUUUGAAUAUCUUUCCUUUUCUCCCACGACACCCAUGAGUAGUCAUGGUCGAGUCCUGUCGCUGCUGAUUGCUAUGCUGCUUUCCUGCUGUGGGUUAGCGGUGGUCUGCUGUGUCACAGGCUACACCCAUGGGAUGCACACGUUGGCUUUCAUGGCUGCAGAGUCUCUUCUUGUGACAGUGAGGACUGCUCAUGUGAUUUUACGCUACGUAAUUCACCUCUGGGACCUCAACCAUGAAGGCACCUGGGAAGGAAAGGGGACGUAUGUCUAUUACACAGAUUUUGUCAUGGAGCUCACUCUCUUGUCCCUGGACCUCAUGCACCACAUUCACAUGUUGUUAUUUGGCAACAUCUGGUUGUCCAUGGCCAGCCUGGUCAUCUUUAUGCAGCUGCGCUACCUGUUCCACGAGGUCCAGCGCCGGAUUCGUCGGCACAAGAACUAUCUGCGUGUGGUUGGGAACAUGGAAGCCAGGUUUGCAGUCGCAACUCCAGAGGAACUGGCUGUCAAUAAUGACGACUGUGCAAUCUGCUGGGACUCCAUGCAGGCUGCAAGGAAGCUGCCCUGCGGACAUCUUUUUCACAACUCCUGUCUUCGUUCCUGGCUAGAACAAGACACCUCCUGUCCGACAUGCAGAAUGUCUCUUAACAUUGCUGACAAUAACCGUGCCAGGGAAGACCAUCAAGGAGAGAACUUGGAUGAGAAUUUGGUUCCUGUAGCAGCAGCUGAAGGCAGACCUCGCCUAAACCAACACAAUCACUUCUUCCACUUUGAUGGGUCCCGGAUCGCGAGCUGGCUGCCGAGCUUCUCGGUGGAAGUGAUGCACACCACCAACAUCCUUGGCAUCACGCAGGCAAGCAACUCCCAGCUGAAUGCCAUGGCUCAUCAGAUUCAAGAGAUGUUUCCCCAGGUCCCAUACCACCUUGUGCUGCAGGACCUACAGCUGACACGCUCGGUUGAAAUCACAACAGACAACAUUUUAGAAGGACGGAUUCAAGUACCUUUUCCCACACAGCGGUCAGAGAGCAUUAGACCUGCCUUAAACAGUCCUUUGGAAAGGCCAAGCAAUGACCAGGAAGAGGGAGAAAGUUCUUCUCAGACUGAGCGUGUGCCACUGGACCUCAGUCCUCGUCUAGAAGAGACACUGGAUUUCAGCGAGGUGGAAGUGGAGCCCAGCGAGGUGGAAGACUUUGAGGCUCGGGGAAGCCGCUUCUCCAAGUCCGCUGAUGAGAGACAGCGCAUGCUGGUUCAGCGUAAGGACGACCUCCUGCAGCAAGCUCGAAAGCGUUUCUUAAACAAAAGUUCUGAAGAUGACACGGCCUCAGAGAGCUUUCUCCCCUCAGAAGGAGCGUCCUCUGACCCUGUGACCCUGCGUCGAAGGAUGCUGGCUGCUGCCGCCGAACGAAGACUUCAGAAGCAGCAGACCUCCUAGCGCUUCCUGGCCUGCCGCAGCCGCUCCUCUGGGGCCCGUGCUGGAGGGAAGAGGCCUGUCCCAGUUCUGCCCGCUGUCGGAGGAGCGGGCUCGACUGCAUUGCCGCUGUAUAAAGCAUGUGGUCUUACAGUGUUUGGACCGCUGACAAAUUUAAUCCUUCUUUGUAAUACUUUCUACGUGACAGUUCUCUUCCCCAUAGAAACACUGCACAUUUUAACUCUAGGCUUGGUAUCUUCUGGCACUGACUGGACUUGUGGGGUGGGGGCGACUCAGGAAGUGGGCAGCUCUGAUAACUGCUCUAUGCGUAAGUCUCAGCCAAGGCGGUGUCCUGAGUGCCACUCCUGGCAGGAAGAGCAGGAAGAACGUGUGUGGGGAGAGCGCAGCGUGAGCCUGACUCCACACCACGGGCCACAUCUGCUGUCAACUGCUUCUGUCCUUGUCGAAGCAAGCAGAAUGUGCCAGAGGCCACACCCACGGGCUCUUGGACCCUUGAGCUGGCGGGGUGUCCUGGAAGAACUCUUGAUUUGAUACCUGGAGCAGAGGAGGAGAGAGCCCAGAGCUGCGGAGUACGCAGAGGUGACCCCUGUCCCGUUACAUUUGGGACAGACUUUCUGAGCCCCCAGUCCAAAGCCGGCUUUGUUUCCGUUAACUCUGGUGCUCUUGCAUCUCCUGAGUACACUCUGUGUGUCUCUCCGCUCCUCCGCUUUUCCUCUCCAUUCCUCCGAAUGGGGAAAGGGUCAUGCAGCAAGCUUUGGUUUAUGGUUUUAAUUCCUGGGUCCAGUAAAUUAGGCGUUGCCCGAGCCUGUGGGUUUGGUUCUUAGAGAAGAUAUGGGCCUUGCAAAUUGGGAGAGCAAGUUUUGGAGGGCUUUAUAGGAGAAUAAAAGAAAAUUUUUGUAUCUUCUCUGGAGCCCUUCAUUUUCUUAAUUUUAUUCCUGUUGGUUUAAUGUAGAAAGGUAGGAUGUUGAAUGCACAUGUCUUGGAGCAGACCCAGGUCCCAAAUCUUUUCAAAUUCUUCACACAUUUAACUUUAAGGAUUUGAAACAUGCAAUCAUAGGUUACAUAGUUGAGUUUUAUGUCCCACUGGAUUAAGUUCUUUUAAUGUUUGGAAACAUAGUUUUAUGAUAGUCCUUUUGGAAAAAAUCCAGUAUUAUCCAAAAUUAUUGGCAAAAUUGAAUAUUUUACAUAACUGAAAGUUUUUAGAAUGUUGGAAAGUAAUUGAAAAAAGGGUAAUAGGUGGAUAUUUAGGCAGAGGUAAUUUAUUUCAAUAAAUCUCUCAAAAGCCUUACCUUGAAAUGCUGUUAGUAAAUUUCUGUGAUUUUUUUUUUAAUUUGUUUUGCUGAGAGCAUAGCUAUUUGUUUUUAUUGUAAAAUAAUAAUAAUAAAAAGCAAACUCU
This is a messenger RNA of Otolemur garnettii (small-eared galago), 3096 nucleotides long. RefSeq names its product autocrine motility factor receptor (gene AMFR). The coding region runs from base 57 to 1703 and encodes 548 amino acids. Lineage: Eukaryota; Metazoa; Chordata; Mammalia; Primates; Galagidae. Gene Ontology annotation, cellular component: ubiquitin ligase complex; endoplasmic reticulum; cytosol. Gene Ontology annotation, biological process: endoplasmic reticulum unfolded protein response; ubiquitin-dependent protein catabolic process; protein K48-linked ubiquitination. Gene Ontology annotation, molecular function: ubiquitin protein ligase activity; ubiquitin binding. The record is from RefSeq and is a predicted model, not a curated record. The transcript has 13 exons.